This is a messenger RNA of Trichoderma reesei QM6a, 1478 nucleotides long. RefSeq lists its product as uncharacterized. The transcript has 2 exons. Gene Ontology annotation, molecular function: protein serine/threonine phosphatase activity. Lineage: Eukaryota; Fungi; Ascomycota; Sordariomycetes; Hypocreales; Hypocreaceae. The record is from RefSeq and is a predicted model, not a curated record. Bases 24 to 1478 code for a protein of 484 amino acids. Gene Ontology annotation, biological process: protein dephosphorylation.
UGUCUAUUGUCAAGCGCAUCGCCAUGGGCUACUUCUCCGCUGUUCGCAUAGCUGCCAAGGCCCAGCUUCGGAGGCAACUGGUGGUCGGACGCCAUUUGUACUCCACGUCAUCAGCGCCCAGGCCAUCACCAUCGCAAUCGGGCACAAGGGUGGUCUGGGGAGUGGGCACCGUAAUUGCAGCUGGAGGGGGGGUCUACUGGCUCAGCAGCAAGUUGGCCGGCGACACAAGGCUUCAAGUUCCCAUCGUCAAAGCAGUUGCUUCAGAGGAAGAUAUCUCCGUAACGUCUCCAGUCAAAGCGCUAGAUCUGGACUCUGCAAACGCAAAAUUGCGGGAGCAGGCUCAGUCGUUUGUCUUUGACAGUGCAGAUGGGAAGCAAGGCCGUCUUGACAUCGUCCGAGUUGCCAGUAACGACCCCGUGGAAGAUGAAUGGUCCAUGGCUGUUGGGGGCGGAAUUCAAGGCGAGAGGACCUUGUAUGCUGGUAUCAUGGAUGGCCAUGCUGGCUGGGCAACAUCAAAGGUCCUAAAAGAAGCGCUGAUUCCGUACGUGUCCACUUCGCUCGGAAAGGUAUCGUCCACGAGCUCGGAGGAUGUGGUCAACGCCGCGAUCAAGAGGGCUUUUACAAGUCUUGAUGAUCGCAUCAUGGCAAACGCUCGAAACGCAGCAGAAGCAAGCCAUGAACCGGGCUCUGCUGAGGCUAUUGCUGCUUUAGCUCCGGCCUUCGCAGGUUCCUGCGCGUUGCUUACGAUAUACGAGCCGAAGUCAUCUGUCUUGAGGACAGCUGUUACAGGCGAUUCGCGAGCUGUCUUGGGAUCUUGGUCUGCGGCUACUGAAGCAUUCACGGCGGAAGCACUCAGCAAAGAUCAGACCGGGUUUAAUGAAGAUGAGGUGAAGAGACUGAUUGCUGAGCACCCGGGGGAGAGCAAUGAUAUCCUCGAUGCCAAGACCGGGAGACUCAUGGGAAUUGCUGUGACACGAGGAUUUGGAGAUCAUCGAUGGAAGUGGACCAAUGAGUUCAUCAAGUAUCUGCAGUCCAAUUUCUACGGGAGCGCCCCUCGUCCAAAGUCCAAGACACCUCCUUAUAUGACUGCUUCACCAGAGACAACAGUCCGGAGGGUCGAGUCUUCAGACUUUGUUAUUCUCGCCUCCGAUGGCUUAUGGGACGUCAUGUCUAACGAAGAUGCGGUAACUUGCGUCUCACGCUGGCUUGCAGCUCGCCGGAAAGGAAGGCCAGAAGAGGUGGAUAACACCAGACUGACUGGGCAUACGCUGGAUGAUGAAGGAUUCCUGAGCUACAAGGCUACUCCUGAGUAUUUUGCUAUUGAAGAUCUCGACAAUGCGGCUGUGUGCUUGGUCAAGAACGCUCUUGGGGGGAGGAGGAGAGGGCUCUUUUGCGGCGCAAUGACCGUGACUACGCCAAUGAGCCGUUAUAUGAGAGACGAUAUCACAGUGCAAGUGAUAUUUUUCGAAGAUCCCUGA